Mesoplodon densirostris (Blainville's beaked whale) is the source of this 687-nucleotide messenger RNA. RefSeq names its product glutathione S-transferase omega 2 (gene GSTO2). Lineage: Eukaryota; Metazoa; Chordata; Mammalia; Artiodactyla; Ziphiidae. The transcript has 5 exons. The record is from RefSeq and is a predicted model, not a curated record. Gene Ontology annotation, molecular function: glutathione dehydrogenase (ascorbate) activity; glutathione transferase activity. Gene Ontology annotation, cellular component: cytoplasm. The coding region runs from base 37 to 687 and encodes 216 amino acids. Gene Ontology annotation, biological process: glutathione metabolic process; L-ascorbic acid metabolic process.
GGUCCUGUCCCAGAGGGCCUGAUCCGCCUCUACAGCAUGAGGUUCUGCCCCCACGCGCACAGGACGCGCCUGGUCCUCCGGGCCAAAGGCAUCAGACAUGAAGUCAUCAACAUUAACCUGAGAAACAAGCCUGAAUGGUUCUUUACAAAGCACCCUUUUGGCCAAAUUCCUGUCCUGGAGAACAGCAAAUGUCAACUGAUCUAUGACUCUGCCAUUGCUUGUGAGUACCUGGAUGACGCUUACCCUGGAAGGAAGCUGUAUCCAUGUGACCCUUAUGAGCGAGCUCGCCAAAAGAUGUUAUUGGAGCUAUUCUACAAGGUCCCACAUUUGACCAAGAUGUGUCUGAUAGCAUCGAGACGUGGGAGAGAACGCGUUGAUCUGAAGGUAGCCCUGCGUCAGGAGUUCUGCAACCUGGAAGAGAUUCUUGGCUAUCAGAACACCAUCUUCUUCGCUGGAGACUGUAUAUCCAUGAUUGAUUACCUCUUUUGGCCUUGGUUUGAGCGGCUGGAUGUAUAUGGAGUAGCCGACUGUGUGAACCACACCCCUGCACUCCAGCUCUGGAUCGCAGCCAUGAAGCAGGACCCCACAGUACGUGCUCUUCUCAUAGAUAAGAACAUCUUCCUCGGCUUCUUGGAUCUCUAUUUUCAGAACAACCCCGAUGCCUUUGACUAUGGGCUAAGUUGCUGA